Molecule: messenger RNA, 2949 nt
Organism: Triticum aestivum (bread wheat)
Lineage: Eukaryota; Viridiplantae; Streptophyta; Magnoliopsida; Poales; Poaceae
Exons: 3
Coding region: 1-465 (154 amino acids)
Biological process (GO): cellulose biosynthetic process
Cellular component (GO): membrane
Molecular function (GO): cellulose synthase (UDP-forming) activity
Source: RefSeq, a predicted model, not a curated record
AUGGAUGAGGAGCUUCUCGUCGGCGCCCCAGUAAACCUGGACUGCGACCACUACGUGCACAACUCGGCGGCGCUCCGCGAAGGGAUGUGCUACAUGCUUGAGCACAUCCUCGCAGAUCAUGAAGCUGCAGUCACAGGGCGGGUGGACGCCGCCAACGCCGGCAUGUCACAGCCGCACAUCUUGCAGGACAUGUUUGACGGAGGCGGCCGACCGAGCACCGUCGGCGGAGUUGCUGAGCACAUGGGCGCGCGUCGCGCAGUUGAGGCCGCCGAUAUGUGUGAUGUUACUAUCUAUAUUACUCCCAUUGUGGGCAGUCUUUGGGCUCUACAGAACCCAUCCGAUUUUUUUCUGGAGGGGGCUGCGCCCAUUCCUUUGGUCAGUCCACACCCUUUCCUUUCCGAAGGGGUUCCAGGCGACGGCGUUGUCGGGAGUGAGAAGGAAGGAGAGAUCCCCGCAGCGAAGUGAGAAGGGAGGAGAGACGCCCGCACUUGAGUGAGUAAUUUCCCCUCCCUUUUGUGUUCCUUUUUUUGUUCUUUUUUUGUGUAUCCAUCGAUCUAGGGUUUGCCCCAAUCGACAAAUCUUGUGUAGGGAUUCAGUGGGCCGGUAGAUUUUUGUGUUAGAGAUUCAGUGGGUGGUACGCCCGGGAGUUGAUACAUGUUCUAGUGUUUGCCCCAAGUCAUACAGAGAGAUUUAGUUGGGGUGAGCGUUUUCAGUUCAGUUGGCGUAUUUAGACAGUGGGGAUUAAUGGUUUUUCUCUUAGUAGUGGGGAUGGGGAUGGGUGGGGGAUUAGUAUAGGGUUUUUCUUGUGUGCUAUGCGACUGUGAUGACUUUUUUGUGUGUUUUUGUGAUUGUGUGAGAGUGUUUAAUAGACAGGGGAGAUCCAUUAUGUGUAAUUCACUUUGUAUCUCUGAAACUAAGUUGUGUUCGAUCCAUCCUGCGUGAUGUUUGUUUGUUGUGUACAAAUUCCAGAGCAUCUCACUCUAUGUGUAUUCAUGUGAGUUGUAAUAGGAGGAGAAAUUCUCAGAUAUUUACUAGAUGUGUUUGUAGUAAUACGAGUCUAAAUCGUUGUGAAGAUAGUGGUAAGUUGUUUUUGAGUGUUUUUUUUGUGGAUGCAUGCCUAGGUAGGCUAACAGCGGUAGUAGGCACAUGUUGGUGAUUUCUCUUGUAAUCCACAAAAGGUAUCAGUUUGUUAGAUUUGAAUCUUCCCUAUUUUUUUAAUGGUGCAUUUUUCUGAUGUACUAGAGUGAUGUGUUUUGUGCAACUUUUCGUGCCUAGAAUACAAAACUACCUGCUAUUCAAGUGUCUCUAGAUCUGGUACAGCCAAAACAAGCAAGUGUUGUCCUAAAAAAACAAGCAAGUGCUGAACUUUCUGUGCCUAGAAUAUAAACGUGUCCGGACUAUUUUUUUCUAGUUACUAGUUGUAUCUACUAAUGGCCUCAAGUACAGUAGAGGGGUUAGUAAUCCUUAGUCCUGGUGGUAGUCAGACUUAGCCAGGGGGAAACAGAAUAAGCAGAGUACAGUAAGUCAUAGCAGAGGCAAGGGAGGUCACUUAGGUUCAGUGUAGUGUUGAAGUAGGCGAGUAUAUGUAUGCGUAGAUGUAGGUUGAGUGUACUGUGUUGUCUAUAGUUCAUGAACUUUUCAGUGUUGUUGUUUGAUGUAGUUCUAGAAGGCUUUUCAGUGUCGUGAUAUUUUCGUACAAAAACAUGCUUGUAGUUCAUGCCGUGAGACUAGCCAGUAUUUUUGCAUAUGUCUUUUGUGUGUGAGCUGCUUGCUUGCUGUAAUAUUUCUUCCAUACUAGGGGUCUACAAUUUUGAUUAUCUGAGAGGGUCAACUUCAGUUUUGAAAUGAAGCAAUUCGUUUUGCCGACAGUUUUGCCAUAGUCCUUUUUUAGUGUUCAACCAGCAGAUUUACAUGUUGUUUUGAUGUAUAUUCUUGAUUUUUCUGCUGCCCGUGCUUCAUUUAUAAAUGGUUCUAUUUUUUUUCAUUUUUUGUCAUUUUUCUGAGUGUUUUGAAAUAGGAUCAGUGGAGUUGUUUAUAUAGUUCUAGCAGAUUUUUUGCUGAUACUAUAGUUUUUUAUUUAGAAAAAAUCAGUGUAGUAAUUUGUACACAAGCAUGUUGUAGUUCUUUUAUAGUUGUUGGUCGAAUUCACUUUUUAAGUUUAGUGUUUUGAUGGUAAGGGAUGUUAGCAUCCCCACAGGAGUAUAAUUUUAUUUUUUAUGUUUAAUUGGGACAAUUCUAUUAUGACACCACUUUUUUUUUUCCUUUUUUGCUUGACCAGGAUGCUUCGCCCAGUUUGCUUUUCCGCAUUGUCGUCAGAGCUUCAACAUGUAUCUUCGCAAUGCUGAUGAAACCUUCAUAGAGAAGUUUCAUGGGGAUGGGUCUUCUAUUUUUUGAUGCCAGUUUGCAAGUUGACCCUCGACUUGUAACAAGGUUCCUUGUUUCAUUCCACUUGUAAGUGGACCCUCGACGUGCAACUGGGUCUUUUGUUUGAUGCCGCUUGCAAGUCGCCCCUCGACCUACAACGAGGACUUAUGUUUUCAUACCACUUGCAAGUGGUCCCUUGACUUGCAACUAGGUCUUCUGUUUUCAUGCCAUUUGCAUGUGGACCCUCGACCUGCAACUGGGUAUUCUCUUUUUCAUGCCAAUUGCAAGUGGAUCCUCGACUUGCAACUUGGUCUUUUUAUUUGAUGCCACUUGCAAGUGGCCCCUCGACUUGCAACUCUGUCUUCUAUUUUUUUGAUGCCACUUGUAAGUGGACCCUCGACUUGCAACCGAGUUCCUUUGUUUUUCAUGCCACUUGCAAGUGGACCCUCAACUUGCAACUACGUCUUCUUUUUUUAUGCCACUUGCAAGUGGACCCUCAACUUGCAACAGGGUUCCUUUGUUUUUCAUGCCACUUGCAAGUGGACCCUCGACUUGCAACCAUGUCUUCUUUUUUUUAUACCACUU